AACUGUAUGACCAACUGCACAAUGGCCUCUCUGUCAACUAUAGUUUUACUUUUGUUUCCGCUGGUUUCAUUUUACUGUGCAAAUACAGUUGCAGUUCAAGGAGGAGUUCGUUUAGGAGGAGCAUGUACUAUUAACACCAACUGUACAACAAAUGUUACAAAUUCAGAAUGCAAGAAUAAGACAUGUCAGUGCGUAUCGACAUUCUACCCACAAACUGAAAAUAAUACAUGCCAAGCAAAAAAAGCUCUGGGUGUCCAAUGUACGGAAAAUGAGGAGUUCAGUGAUGUUAACGCUACAUGCACCAGUACUUGUAAAUGCAAAACUUCCCAUUACAAGGACAGCACCAACAGCUGUAAACCACGAAUUGCCCCAAACAAUGCAUGCGGUAAUCCAAAGAAUACUUCGUGUGUAGCUCAUGCAUUUUGUAAUGUAACCACAUGCGCUUGUUAUAAAGGAUUCAAGACCACGAAAACAGGAUGUAAUGCUGCAGUAACCAUGGCUAUAGCGGAGAUGUCAACCAUCAUAAUGUGCUUUAUGCUGGCGUACUUCGAAGUUUUAAAAUAGUUUUUAGUCCUGAAUAACACAACCUGUGUGAACACUUAUAAUUAGUUUUUUUACAUGUGUUAAGACUCAUAGGAUGAUUCAUUUUUAACUGAAAAACGAAUACGGUACAUAUAUGUAAAACAAAUAUAACAUUCGGUCAAACAAAGGUAAGCUGCAGCAUCUUCAUAAAUAUAAUUAAAAUGACAUAAUAUACCGGUCACCAUUAAAAUUCAAUCAAGUUUAGAAACAUAAAAAUUGGUUUCUGCCAUCAAAAAGAGCAAGAGAACAACAGGAGACCAAUUGCCAUUUUAUCAAUUUGGGAGAGACCAGAAAGAUGAAAGAAGGUCCGAUAAGGGCGUAUUUUGGCCUAAAAUUUGAAGUUUAUCUGAUGAAAGAUUUUUGACAUUUUUCAAACACUUAAAUGUCUUCUUCAGUCAAUUCAAUUAGUUGAUGUAAAAGAUUUGAACAGAUUUGGUCAUUAAAGACACCUAAAUUCCUUCAAAUAUGACACAAAACGUCACUUU
Mytilus californianus (California mussel) is the source of this 1067-nucleotide messenger RNA. RefSeq lists its product as uncharacterized. Bases 7 to 564 code for a protein of 185 amino acids. NCBI's taxonomy places the organism in Eukaryota, Metazoa, Mollusca, Bivalvia, Mytilida, Mytilidae. The record is from RefSeq and is a predicted model, not a curated record. The transcript is spliced from 6 exons.